Molecule: messenger RNA, 2705 nt
Organism: Tripterygium wilfordii
Lineage: Eukaryota; Viridiplantae; Streptophyta; Magnoliopsida; Celastrales; Celastraceae
Product: carbon catabolite repressor protein 4 homolog 1-like
Exons: 12
Coding region: 477-2282 (601 amino acids)
Biological process (GO): nuclear-transcribed mRNA poly(A) tail shortening
Cellular component (GO): CCR4-NOT complex; cytoplasm; nucleus
Molecular function (GO): poly(A)-specific ribonuclease activity
Source: RefSeq, a predicted model, not a curated record
GGGCACGGAUAGACCUCACCCCCCACCAGUUCACCACUAUCUCGAUGGAUAGAGAUACACGUAUACAUAUUUAUUAUUUAUGACUCUUCGUAUAAAAAAUUAUAGCCUCGUUCGUUCACCUGCUCUGAUAAACCCUAAUAUCGAUUCCUCUUCCUCCUGUUACACUAAAACCUUAAAAUUCGAUUUAAUUUCUCUCUCGAAUCUCGAAUCGAUCCACUUCUUAUUUUUAAUCCAGAACCAGAACUUUGUCUCUGAAAGGUGACUUUUCUGGCAAGAUCUUGUUCUCCGCGAUUGUGGCUUGAUUUAUAGUCCGGUCAAGGCUGGCGGGUAUUCGGGUCAAUUAAAUGGCGGAUCCGCCUAGUGUCCGCCAUAGAGUGAGAAUUGAUAGAUUUGGUGUCUGUUUGGAGCUGUUAUCGUUGUUUUCGUUGGUGGCUUCCAUAGGUUUACAGUUUGGUGACGAUAGAUAAGAGCGAAGUAUGCUGAACGUGCUACGGGUGCACCUCCCCUCGGAUAUCCCUAUUGUUGGCUGUGAGCUUACGCCGUACGUGCUUCUACGGCGACCCGAUAACACUAUCAUUACUGAAGAUGUUCCCGAAUCAGCCCCAAUUGACCGUCAUUUCCUGAGAUACAAGUGGUAUCGUAUACAGAGUGAUAAAAAAGUUGCUAUCUGUAGUGUGCAUCCAUCCGAGCAAGCGACAUUGCAGUGUCUAGGUUGUAUUAAGGCCAAAGUACCUGUUACGAAAAGUUACCAUUGUUCUCCUAAAUGCUUCUCAGAUGCAUGGCAGUAUCAUCGUACUCUGCAUGACCGUCCUGCUAGUGCUGCAAAUGAUAAUGGAAAUGAGGAAGAAGAGUUGUUUGGGCGUUUUAAUAGUGGUUCGUCUAUCAGCUCCAGUUUACCUGGUUCUGCAUCAAGCACUAAUUUGACCAAUGGCUCUACAGCUUUGUAUCCUUCAGCUGUUCCACAAAGGAAUGGUAGUGAAACUUGGUUUGAAGUUGGACAUUCUAAAACAUAUACCCCAACUGCUGAUGAUAUUGGCCAUGUUCUCAAGUUUGAGUGUGCUGUAGUAGAUGUAGAAACUAAAUUACCUGUUGGACAUGUCAACACUAUAUUAACCUCUCGCGUCAUUCCAGCCCCAUCUCCUAUUCCACGUCACUUGAUCCCGGUCAGUGGAGUUGAUGUGCUGGGUCAUUUGGAUUCAGAUGGCCGUAUUUCUUCAUCAGGAACUUUUACAGUGCUCUCGUAUAACAUUUUGUCGGAUAUGUAUGCCACAAGCGAGUCAUACAGUUAUUGCCCUUCAUGGGCUCUCUCUUGGCCAUAUCGCAGACAGAAUUUGUUGCGUGAAAUUGUUGGUUAUCGCGCAGACAUUGUUUGUCUUCAGGAGGUCCAAAGUGAUCAUUUUGACGAAUUUUUUUCCCCAGAACUGGAAAAACAUGGUUACCAAGCUCUAUACAAGAGAAAAACAAAUGAGGUCCACACUAGAAACCCUCAUACAAUUGAUGGUUGUGCCACAUUUUUCCGUAGAGAGAGAUUUACACACGUCAAAAAAUAUGAGGUUGAAUUUAAUAAGGCUGCUCAGUCUCUGACUGAGGCUGUCGUUCCAAGUGCUCAAAAGAAAACUGCUUUGAAUCGGUUGGUUAAGGAUAAUGUUGCAUUGAUCGUGGUUCUGGAGGCAAAGUUUUGUAAUCAAGGACUCGAUAACCCUGGAAAAAGGCAGCUUCUCUGUGUGGCAAAUACACAUGUAAAUGUCCAUCAUGAAUUAAAGGAUGUCAAGCUUUGGCAGGUGCAUACUCUUUUGAAGGGGUUGGAGAAAAUAGCUGCCAGUGCGGACAUUCCAAUGUUGGUGUGUGGGGACUUCAAUUCAGUUCCUGGAAGUGCGCCCCAUGCCCUCCUCGCUAUGGGGAAGGUAGAUCCUUUACAUCCUGAUCUGGUAGUAGACCCUCUUGGCAUCUUACGUCCUCACAACAAAUUGGCACAUCAGCUGCCACUGGUAAGUGCUUAUUCAUCCUUUGCAAGAAUGGGGGUUGGUCUUGCUCUGGAGCAGCAUAGGAGGAGAAUGGACCCCACAACAAACGAACCUCUGUUUACUAAUUGCACAAGGGAUUUUAUUGGCACCCUGGAUUACAUAUUCUACACAGCGGACUCCUUAACAGUGGAGUCCUUGCUAGAACUCUUGGAUGAGGAUAACUUGAGGAAAGACACAGCACUUCCUUCUCCAGAGUGGUCUUCAGAUCAUAUAGCGCUCUUGGCGGAGUUUCGGUGCAAGCCUAGACCUAGACGUUGACAUACUGGGUGGAGAAGAUAUGGCUGCGAUUAGAUGACACUCAAAAAUAGUUCAUUUUAAGAAGUGUAGAUCAUGUUUCCUGUGAUCUUUCCCGGGGAUCUCUAGUGCGAAUCCUGUUGCGGUCUGCUGUGUAUUAUGCCACCUUUGUUUCAUAGAAAACUCAAUCCAACAGCCUACCUUUUUUUCCUUUCCCCUUUAUUUCCAAUAGAAAUGUCCAGCUCAGUUCAAGUUGUACCAGAAUUACUGAAAAUCAAGUUCUCUGUGGCAUGCUGUUGAAGGCAUGCCCUCGUUGUAUUAGUCCAUGCUUCCUUUUAUUCGAUCCCAUUGCCUUUUCUUAUUGUUGUGAUCUUGUAUUUCCGGCAUGUCUCUCUAACGGGAGAUCAUAGUGAUGGGACGAUUCUAAAUAUAAGAAAAUUUUUCUUU